CGGUGGCCACUAAUAACUGUAGCUGUCACAGGGCAGAGCCCAUCUGUUGUAGACAAGGAAGGCCUCAGUUCUCAAUGGUGCAACUCCCUUCAGGCUGGCACUGGGGCCAAUCCUCCAAAUAGUUAAUUACGGUCUUAGUUUGCUACUUGUGGCAGGUCCCUUUGUGCAGUAGGAUGUCUCCCAGGAAACAAUCUGCAAGUAGAGAUUCACUGUUGUACUAUCAUGAAGGUAUUUCAUAAGAACAUCUGGGAAAGGGAUUAAUAGUUCUGGUUUGAUAGGUCUUGUCUCCACUACAAAAUUAAGGCACAACUUUGAAAAGUCUAGUUAAAUAACAAUGCUAUCCACUACUUUGCAGUUAGCAUAGCCAAGGGUAAAUCCUGUUCAGCAUCAUGUCAGCUAAUCAUGGUUAAACCUUGGUGCAGCACUACCUUAGUGCUCUGGUUCUCACUACAUCCAGGAGGCCUUGGACACGUGAAUGGGGCUGGGCCCCUGCAUGCUGUUCAUUUAUAGUUUUACACAGCACAACAUGGUGGCAGAUAUGCAGUACUGCAGCUUCUCAUGGAAUUCAAUGGCAAAACCGGCAAUGCUAGCUUGUUUUUUUUCCCCCCUUUUGCUUUUUCAUGGGUGACUAGACUUGUAGCCCCAACUUUCUGCUGGCCAGAAGACGCUAUAGUGACAGAUUGUUUUAGUUAUUAAAACCAAACACACAUACAAAAAAGGCAGAAAAAAGAAAGGGAAGAAAAAUCAGCCUGGAAAGGUGGAGGGGUCUGAUUAGCUCAAGUCAAAGAAACGUGGAGCCAAUGCUCUAAUGCUAGUCUCCAGUACCCUCCAUCUACACAAGGCAUUUUAAGCCAGAUUGAUUUAAGGUGUAGAGCUUUUUCACAAAACUAGACCCAGGGUUGAGGGGUAAUCAUUAUGUGACUGGUACGAUCUGAAUUUCUGCAAAGCAAAAUGAGAAAUUAUUUUAAUCGUGUUUUAAAUUAAAAACAUUAUUCUGGAAAUAUAAUAGGCUCAUGUCUGGUUUCUGUUGUUCCCUCCUUCCCUGCUCUAAAAUAAGAUUACAGCCCCCUGGUUGUAGCAUGCUGCACACGGUGUAAACCAACAGAACACAUGUACAUUCAGACAUCUGAAGAAGAUAAUGUGUUAUAAUGAAAUGGGGGCAUUAGGGCAUAGAACAUUGAUUUGCUAAAAUAAAUCCUCUGAUGUCAUCAGAUUCUGUGUUACAACAAAGAGCUGCCUCCAUUUUUCAUUCUGUUUAUUAACUUUAUUCUAAAGUGUUGCUUAGUUACUAACCUGAGGGAUUUUCUUCAUAAUCAGAAUUAAAACUGUUGCUUUCCAGCUGUUUCCUAUUUAAUUUCAGAGCACACAGAUUUCUACACACAUUGAAGAAAGUUAUUAAGUACAACUUCUUGAGGAGUCAUUGAAAGUAUGUUUAAGAAGCUCCAAGCUUGUUAUGAAACUUUCAUCAAAGCCUUUUUCUCUUCUGUGAAGGAAGAGCCCUACAAUCCAACUGACAGCAUUUUUCAUAAGCAAAAAAUUGUUAGAUAUGGCACCGAUGUGAGGAACACACAACUACCCCUUGAACAGAGAGCCCAAGCUGCAAAAAAUAUUGGACUGCUAGUGUACACAGGUGGGCCAAAUGCUGGACUAUGCGCAUCAGAAUACAUCCAGGACCUAACUGAUAUCUUGAACAUGCCAGACACUUCAGCAAAUGUGAGGAUCCUGGUGCUCCAAGGGCUGUGCGGUAUUUGCUAUAUAAAUUACAGUAACCAAAACAAGGUAAAAGAUCUGAAUCUUGCGGAUAUUCUUCUUGCUUGUCUCACUGAAGAUGAAGAUUCAUCCCCAGCUAGCAACCAUAUUACCGUGGUUAAGUUCUGGGUUUGUUACCUUCUGACUGUCCUUUGUUGCCACAAUAUCCCUUACAUUAGAAUACUCCAUGAAUUGGGAGGUCAAAAGCUGGUAACAAAGCUGAAAUUCCUGUCUAGCAUGGAAUGGUCUGGCUGGCCAGAUAAUUAUGCAGAAGUACUGUUUUCCCUUUUGGGGUUUCACAAAGCUCAACUUACUUCUGGUAUUUAAAAUGAAAUAACCCUCUCAAAGAUUGUUAUAAUCUAUGAACUAUUUACAUGGCAUAAUAAAGAAAAUGAAGACAAAUUAAAUAAUGUCACUCUUCUUCUUCCCCAUCCCCCAAUAACGAGUUUAGAAUUAAAAAAAUUAACAGGACCUAUCUCAGCUCCUAUGCUCAUCCAUUAUUCACCCGCUCCCCCCACUGGAAAGUCAGGACUACCUUACAGAACAGGUAAUCUGCCAUCAGGUUCAUUUUCCCCAGCCAAUGCCUUACCAAAAACCUCUCUUAUCCUUUCCCUUUCUGACACACCUGCAGAGUAACUUGAAAGGACUCCAGACUAAUACGCUCUUGAAUAGUAGGCUGGAGCAGGGGUUAGGGUGAUCUCUAUGUAGCAUA
Caretta caretta (loggerhead turtle) is the source of this 2461-nucleotide messenger RNA. RefSeq names its product armadillo like helical domain containing 2 (gene ARMH2). Lineage: Eukaryota; Metazoa; Chordata; Testudines; Cheloniidae. The record is from RefSeq and is a predicted model, not a curated record.